Messenger RNA from Gossypium arboreum, 3182 nucleotides. Its product is annotated as serine/threonine protein phosphatase 2A 55 kDa regulatory subunit B beta isoform-like. The record is from RefSeq and is a predicted model, not a curated record. Bases 615 to 2150 code for a protein of 511 amino acids. Gene Ontology annotation, cellular component: protein phosphatase type 2A complex; cytosol. Gene Ontology annotation, biological process: peptidyl-serine dephosphorylation. NCBI's taxonomy places the organism in Eukaryota, Viridiplantae, Streptophyta, Magnoliopsida, Malvales, Malvaceae. The transcript has 14 exons. Gene Ontology annotation, molecular function: protein binding; protein phosphatase regulator activity.
GAGCAUUGUAAGCUACGCAAACAUGACAUAAAUGAUAAAAAAACCUCAUCCAAAAAAAGUUGAGUAGGGUAAGCUAAGCUAUUAAAAUCGAAACAAAAGAAUUCUACGUCGUUUUCCAUCAAACAGUCACCAAAAAUGAAAAUUAAAAAUAAAAUAAAAUAAAUAGAGAGAUCCAAUAAUCAGCCAAAAUAGCUACGUCGCCAUUUUCCAGCUCCGUCAUUAUCUUCCAAUCUCCUUUGUUGUGCAAGUUGAAAUCGACGGCGAUAGAGUGUGCUAGCUAAAGAGAGUAGUAAAAAAAAAGAAAAGAAUCUCGUCGAUGUUCAUUUCAUUUAAGGAGAAAUAAAUUUACUACUAUUAUUAUCCAAUCGAUGUAAAGAAUGAGAGCACCGAUAAUUUAUUCGUUGCGGUAGCUGUUUCUUGUGUAGAUGAUGAUCGAUCGACACUUUGCGUUUUGUUAAAUGGAGAUUUCUUCGAAUCGAUGAAGUGUUUCCGGUUUUGUUAUGAAUCUGAGUGUUAGAUCGGCUUCUUGAUGCAUUGAGUUUACUUUUUUUCUUUCUUUUGUUUUUGGAGUGGAAUCGAUAUAAUUUUCUUUCUUCCUUUUUUUGGGGAAAACAAUGAUCAACGGCGGUUCCGAAACAGCCGUGGCUCCGGUGGGAGGAUCGCAACCGCUUGACUGGAAGUUCUCUCAGGUGUUCGGAGAACGGACGGCCGGAGAGGAAAUUCAGGAAGUUGAUAUCAUAUCUGCAAUUGAAUUCAAUAGAAAUGGCGAUCACCUUGCUACCGGUGAUCGUGGGGGUCGGGUGGUUUUGUUUGAAAGGACUGACACUCAAGACCAUGUUGGACAUCGAAGAGAUCUAGAGAAGAUGGAUUAUCCAAUCAAUAGGCAUCCUGAGUUUCGCUAUAAAACAGAGUUUCAGAGCCACGAACCUGAGUUUGACUAUCUGAAGAGCUUGGAAAUUGAGGAGAAAAUUAACAAAAUUAGGUGGUGCCAGUCAUCUAAUGGUGCUCUUUUUCUUUUGUCGACAAAUGACAAAACAAUCAAGUUAUGGAAGGUACAAGAGAAGAAAGUCAAAAAAGUAUGUAACAUGAACGUGGACUCAACCAAAGCCAUGGGAAAUGGUCCUAUUGUUGGUUCAAGUAUAUCAACAAGCUCCAAACAAUACAUUGCAAAUGGAGGAUGCACGAGCAAUGACUUCUCAUUCCCAACUGGGGGUUUCCCAUCUUUGCAUUUGCCUGUGGUAGUAACCAGUCAUGAGACAAACCUUAUGGCCAGAUGUCGAAGAAUAUAUACUCAUGCUCACGACUAUCAUAUCAAUUCCAUAUCCAAUAACAGUGAUGGUGAAACUUUUAUUUCGGCAGACGACCUGCGAAUCAAUCUUUGGAACCUGGAAAUUAGCAGCCAAAGUUUUAACAUUGUUGAUGUGAAACCUGCAAACAUGGAGGAUUUGACUGAGGUGAUAACUUCAGCAGAAUUUCAUCCUACACACUGUAAUAUGUUAGCAUAUAGUAGUUCUAAGGGCUCAAUUCGUCUUAUUGAUAUGCGACAAUCUGCAUUAUGUGAUACUCACAGCAAAUUGUUUGAGGGACAAGAAGCUCCAGGUUCCAGGUCUUUCUUCACAGAGAUCAUAGCAUCAAUCUCCGACAUUAAGUUUGCCAAAGAUGGAAGGCAUAUACUAACUCGUGACUAUAUGACCCUUAAGUUGUGGGACAUAAAUAUGGAUUCAGGUCCGGUUGCAACUUUCCAGGUUCAUGAAUAUCUUAGACCUAAGCUUUGUGAUCUGUAUGAAAAUGAUUCCAUCUUUGACAAAUUUGAAUGUUGCCUAAGUGGAAAUGGACUUCGAGUGGCUACUGGUUCCUACAGCAAUCUGUUUCGGGUGUUUGGUUGUUCUGAAGGUAGUACGGAAGCAACAACACUGGAAGCCAGCAAAAACCCCAUGAGGAGACAAGGUCAGGCGACAUCAAGGCCUUCAAGAUCUCUUGGUAAUCUCUCUGGUGUUGUCCGACGAGUGAAUGGAGCAGAUAACUCGGGAGUUGAUGCAAAUGGAAAUGCUUUUGAUUUCACUUCGAAGCUGCUACACUUAGCAUGGCAUCCAACCGAGAACUCUAUUGCCUGUGCUGCAUCCAACAGUCUUUACAUGUAUUAUGCAUGAAGAGGAUCCAACGAAGCUUGCAAUUAUUUUUGCUGGGCAGAGCUUUUGGAGAGAUUGCUUUGCCUUCAUACCUUAUUUAAUGAUGCAGAAAAGCUGCACCCAUUUGUUGAACUCUUGGCUUCGAAGUCCAAUCAUGUCGACCACCACCAAAGCUCAAUGCCGCUGUUGUUGAUUUUGUCGAUGAAGUACAUUGACUUUAUGAUUUGAUGGCCACUGAUAUUAAUAUUCUUUUGUAGGGAUAGACACACAGUGCUAUCCCUAUUCUGUUUUGAUUAGGAUGAAGAAAAUUCAAUAGCACAACUCCAUCUAACAACUCAACCACCACCCCCCAAAAAAAAAAAAAACUUCUAUAAUUAGAGGCUUUUGCUGCAAUGUUACCAGGUUUGAGUUUGAGAUAAAUGAGAUGUCAACCAAAAUCUUCAGGAAAAAAAGGAGCUUAUAAUUCUCAUUGGUUAAAAUGUUAUUGUACCAUUUAGACUAUAUAAGUUUAACACAUUUCUGAAUUUUAGUUUAUUAAUAAUUAUUAUUGUUAUCAAAUUCCUAACUAUUCUUUUUGUUACUCCACAGAAUUGCCGCUGGUUUGUAUUGGUUUUUGGAUGGUGUAGAAGUGGAAGAAGCUCUCCUUUUAAAUCAAAUUUACUGAUGUCCAUUUUAAUUGAUCUAAACAAAUAAUAAAAUGCUAAUUACUUAUCAGUAUCUGUGUAGAUGUUGAAAUUAUGAGUUGUAUGCACUAUGCACACAAUAUCAGCUUCGGUUGUAGCUUAAAAAUUAAAAUAAAGGAAUAAGACAGAGAUGCAAAUGUUUAAAUAUUAAAUUUAUUGGACAUUAUUGUAUUAUAAACUUUAGGUACCUGAAUUGUUCCUAGUACAAGAGACAAGCCCAAAGGCCUAUUUGGCAUGUCGUGGGUGGCAACUUUAGUUCUUAGACCACCCUUAUGUAUUUCGAGUAUGGACUAUUUGUAUUUUUUUAUUAAAAUAUUAUUAUUUUGUUCAUAUUUGUUCAAUUAAGACUUUUUAUGAUUUUCUUUAUAAA